Molecule: messenger RNA, 6172 nt
Organism: Talpa occidentalis (Iberian mole)
Lineage: Eukaryota; Metazoa; Chordata; Mammalia; Eulipotyphla; Talpidae
Gene: PUS7
Product: pseudouridine synthase 7
Exons: 16
Coding region: 76-2058 (660 amino acids)
Biological process (GO): pseudouridine synthesis
Cellular component (GO): nucleus
Molecular function (GO): pseudouridine synthase activity; RNA binding
Source: RefSeq, a predicted model, not a curated record
CUCGCCGUUCGGCCCGUGCCGCGCCCGCGCCCCCAGGCUCCGGGUUUUCUUAAAUGUUUUCUUGGAGUCUUAAAAAUGGAGAUGACAGAAACGACUGGCGUGUCUCUGAAACGUGGGUCCCUGGCUGUGGAAGAUAAUGACAGUGUGGCCUCAGCUGAGGAGGCAAAAAGACAGAAGGUCUCUGAAUGCUGCCUGACCGCAGGUCAAGACUGGCGAGAGAAUGACUCUCUACCCAGAAGUGACAAGGUACCCGGGGCACCUGAAGCUAUAAGUGCAGGAGAGGGUCAGAAGAAUUCUGAUGCUCAGUUGGAAGAAGAGGAGGAAGAUGGCCUUUCCGAGGAAGGUGAAGAGGAGGAGGAAGUUGAAAGUUUUGCUGAUAUGAUGAAGCAUGGACUUACCGAGCUUGAUGUGGGCAUCACAAAGUUUGUAAGUUCUCAUCAAGGAUUCUCAGGAAUCUUAAAAGAAAGAUACUCUGACUUCGUUGUUCAUGAAAUAGGAAAAGAUGGACAGAUCAGCCACUUGGAUGACUUGUCUGUCCCUGUGGAUGACGAGGAUCCUUCAGAAGAUGUAUUUACAGUUUUGACAGCUGAAGAAAAACAGCGUUUAGAAGAGCUCCAGCUUUUUAAAAAUAAGGAAACCAGUGUUGCCAUUGAGGUUGUUGAGGACACCAAAGAGAAAAGAACUGUCAUCCAUCAAGCUAUUAAAUCUCUAUUUCCGGGAUUAGAGACAAAAACAGAAGAUAGAGAAGGGAAGAAAUACAUUGUAGCCUACCAUGCAGCUGGAAAAAAGGCUUUGGCAAAUCCAAGAAAACAUUCUUGGCCAAAAUCUAGGGGAAGUUACUGCCACUUUAUACUGUACAAAGAAAAUAAAGACACCAUGGAUGCAAUUAAUGUCCUGUCCAAAUAUUUAAGAGUCAAGCCAAACAUAUUCUCCUACAUGGGAACCAAAGACAAAAGGGCCAUAACUGUUCAAGAGAUUGCUGUUCUCAAAAUAACUGCACAGAGACUUGCCCAUUUGAACAAAUGUUUGAUGAACUUCAAGCUUGGGAAUUUCAGCUAUCAGAAAAACCCUCUGAAAUUGGGAGAGCUUCAAGGGAAUCACUUCACUGUUGUUCUCAGAAAUAUAACAGGAACUGAUGACCAAGUGCAACAAGCCAUGAACUCUCUCAAGGAUAUUGGAUUUAUCAACUACUAUGGAAUGCAAAGGUUUGGAACUACAGCUGUCCCUACAUAUCAAGUUGGAAGAGCAAUACUACAAAAUUCCUGGGCUGAAGUCAUGGACUUAAUAUUGAAACCCCGUUCUGGAGCCGAAAAGGGGUACUUGGUUAAAUGCAGGGAAGAAUGGGCGAAGACCAAGGACCCAGCUGCUGCCCUCAGAAAGCUACCUGUCAAAAGGUGUGUGGAAGGGCAGCUGCUUCGAGGACUUUCAAAAUAUGGAAUGAAGAAUAUAGUCUCUGCAUUUGGCAUAAUACCAAGAAAUAAUCGCUUAAUGUAUAUUCAUAGCUAUCAAAGCUACGUGUGGAAUAACAUGGUGAGCAAGAGAAUAGAAGAGUAUGGGCUAAAACCUGUUCCAGGGGAUCUUGUACUUAAAGGAGCCACAGCCACCUAUAUUGAGGAAGAAGAUGUUAAUAAUUACUCCAUCCAUGAUGUGGUAAUGCCCUUGCCUGGUUUCGAUGUUAUCUAUCCAAAACAUAAAAUUAGUGAAGCCUACAGGGAAAUGCUCACAGCAGAUAAUCUUGAUAUUGACAACAUGAGACACAAAAUUCGAGAUUAUUCCUUAUCAGGAGCCUACCGGAAGAUCAUUAUUCGUCCUCAGAAUGUCAGCUGGGAAGUUGUUGCAUAUGAUGAUCCUAAAAUUCCACUCUUCAACACAGAUGUGGACAAUCUAGAAGGGAAACCGCCACCAGUUUUUGCUUCUGCAGAAGGCAAAUACAGAGCUCUGAAGAUGGAUUUUUCUCUUCCUCCUUCUACCUAUGCUACCAUGGCCAUUCGAGAAGUGCUAAAAAUGGAUACCAGCAUCAAGAACCAGACCCAGCUGAAUACCACCUGGCUGCGCUAAGUCCUGUGUCCACAGAUGAGAAAAUGCAAAGUGUUUGCUGGCUUUGUGCUCAUUAGACCAACAUGUGGAUUUUGGAUCUUUGUAGCAAAAGAUUAUUUGUAUUUUUUCAAGUUUUUAUUAGCUUAAAUAAUUUGCAAUGUUUAUACACAUAUACAAAUCCUGAGAAUCCUAAUUCUAGCUCAGAAAAUGUAAAUUGAUCAGAAUAUAUUUCAGGUGCUUAAAUCAUAGCAAAAUUUCAGCUUUACAGGCUUUAUAAUUAUAAAAAAAAAAAAGAGAGAGGGCCUCCCUGGUGGCAUAGUGGGUUGAGCACAGCGCUGUGAGGCUGUUCAAUUCCCAACUGGCCAGGGCGAUUCCCACAUGGCGUGGCAGACCUUCCUGUCUCGCCCACUGCUCCCCUCAGCAGUGUAUUUCAGUCCUUCUGCCUGUUCUGCUCCCUGCUCCAUCUCUGGUGAAGUCUCUCACCCUCCCACACCUCUGGCCUGUACCCCAGUGCUUGUAUAAAUAAAUAGAAAAAUCUUAAAAAAAAAUAGAUUUUUGGUUUAAAGUAUCAGUUUUAGGUUUUGCUAUAUUCUUGAAAGAUAACAGGAAUUUUUAAUGCAAUACACCACAGUGCAAUUUAAGAAAAAAUACUCCAAAAUAAAUGUGGGUAAAUAAUUAAAGCACCCCCACCAUGAAUAUAUAAAAACUGUAUUCUUGCUUAUUUAAAUGAUGAUAAAACAUCUAGAGGCUUAUAAACACAAAUGUGAUUAUCAUUAUCUAGCUCAUGUACCAGGUUCAGGUAAGUGUUUCUAGAUAUUUAGUUGUAAUAGCUUUUGCAUUUAUAUUAUCUUUGCCUUGCAAGAAAUCCACCUUGAUAGGGCCUUUUUUUCUUGAUGUAAACGUGUGCAGCUAUUUUUAUUAGCUAAGGUCUAAUUUUUACUCUACGUGCCUUUUAUGUUCAGAAAUCUUUCCACUGGACUGAUAUUUCCCCAAAAGUAAGUAAUAGUACAGAAGGAAACUUACAAGGGCUUCUCCCCUCUGCAGCAUUAGCCUUUGCCACUGAUUGCUUAGGUAGUUUCCAUUUCUGGCAUUGCAUAAAACUUUUCUCUGGUGUGAAUGGACAUAUAUGCCUUUCCAAGAGUAUGUGACUUAAUUGUACCAGUUUUUAUUUUCUAUAAUUUCUAGAACCAAAUAUAAUAAAUAUUUUCUAAAACUCCUAUCCGCUGAUUAUGUUAAUAAAUCAAACAAAUUCUAAAACUGAGUGUUAAUGAGAAUCUUGGCCCUGACUGAAUGCAAAAAACUAAGUGAUGAAAGGAUUCUCAGAAAAAGAUGUGUCAUGAUUGGGUAUGAGAUACCAUGAGGAUAAUACAAGAGUAAAGUGAUACGACCAACCAACCAGGUUAUACUGAAUUUAAGGUUAUUCUUCUAAUUGUACCAUUUACUUGCCUUCCAGUGUGCUCGCUGGAGUGGAAAGGAAAAGAAUGGAGAAAAAGCUACUUUACUAGGAAUAUCACACCAUGGGAGUGCGAGUGACAUUUGUCCUCAAUCUGGCAAUGGAAGCAAGAUUGAGAACUAUUUUUCAUCCUUGUCUUUUAGUGAUGUCUAUCACCCUGUGGAAGUUAGAAAAGAUUAGAAAUAUUGUAGUAAAUUCACCUUUUAGCUGACAGAUUUCUAAAGAAUCCUUUGUCCCACAAAGGCUAAAUUUAUUAAAUGAAUGAUAAUCUGCUGGUACUUUUCAGCAUUAGCAGGUUGUUCUCUUUCAUCAAAUUGAUGGUGGAGAGAGUAUUUUCUAAAGUAAUCUACUUGUGCUUAUUGCAAGUACAUCCAAUGGUUUUGCAUUUAUAAAUCUACAUUUUUUAAAAAAAAAAGGGGGGAGGCUAAAUUUAUGUUAUCUUCAUCUGGGAAUGAAGUUAGCUUGUUAAUAUAUGAUGAGUUCAUUUUCCUGCAUUAGCUAUCUACCAGAUUGUACAUAUCUCCUCUUAAACACCAGUGGGAGAGUACUGAUUAAAGGGGGUUUCUUAGAGUGGUUUUGAGACUCUAGGCACUUGCUCAACUUGUAAUACAUUAUUGCCUUAGCUUAGAAAUCAGGACAUUUGAUUGUUAACAAAAGGGGAAGUUCCUCUUAGGCAAAUUUGCACAGCCUGAAAGCAACUGCAACCUUAUCCUCAGCUUAUCUUGUUUCCUAAACUUUUGCCUAAAAGAAAUAAAGGCCUGUUGUUUUUAUUGUAAUGUAAAACCAGCACUAUUUACUAUGAAAAUGUAGCAAAAUAAUCAAACUUAUUCUGUUUUUAUUCAUGCUGUCAUGUUGUAGAUAAUAACUAGACUGCAUUAUCCUGAUAAAAAUAUGUCCUGGUUGAUUCCUGAACCAACCAAAAAAUUGGUAGCAGCAGAACAACAGUACUUAAAACUUCACCAGUUGUCCCAGGCAGUACAAAUUAGCAUAAAAUGGUAUUUGCACUGUAAUCUAUUUGAUGGCCAAUUUUGCACAAAAAAAUAAGAGGGUGGGAGUCUGUGCAUAAUACAAAAUUGUGUGUGAUAUGUAAAUUCUAGUUUGUACUAAUGUGUGUAUAUGUGGUAUUUUGAAAAGUAAAAACAGGCCAGGAGUGUAUACUUCGUAAUACAUGAAGAAGUGGAAGCACAGUGGAAGAACUACAAAGCUGAUAGCCAGGUAAUGACCUUCAUAAAUUGAAGAGUUUGCAUAGCAAGAAUACUUUAAGGUUUUUCUUUGUUCAGUGAAAUCUGCUUUUCCACAUUAUGGGACAACAUUCCUAUAAGAUAAAACAUCUCAGUUUUGUAUCAUGGACUUCUUGGAAAAUCUGAGGAAAAAGUGUGAACACUGUUUCUAGGAGAAGGAGGGGGUCGGAGGGUGGCUCCAGUACAUUCAGAUGACCCCUGAUCUGAAUAAGUACUUUCCAGACUUUAAUGUUCCUAGGAAUCACCUGGUGCUCUUCCUUCACUGAGAAUGUAUUUCAGAAAGUCCAGAUGCAGUUGGAAAUCUUGAGGGUCUAACACUUGCAGAAAACACCUGUGCUUCUGGCCAGCUCUGAUGCCCUGUACUGAAGCCGCUAGUCACAUGGGGUUAAUUUAAAGUGUUCAUGGUAUCUACAGUUCCGUAUUGCGUAUUUAUAAGUUGCUAAGAAAAUAAACCUGUAAGUUCUCAUCAGGAGAAAAAAAAUUGUUUAAUGUUUUAGUUGAUGUAACAUUGGUUUACAACACUGUGUAUGAUACAGAGACGCAGAAUCACAUCUGGUAUAUGUUACCAAACCACACCACACCUACCACCAAGGAAGCCAUAGUAAAAAAAAAAUGUAACUGUAUUAACAAAUAUUGUCUAAACUUACUAUGAUCAUUUCUUGAUAUGUACAAAUAACAUUAUUAUGUUAUACACCUGAAACUAGAAUGUUAUAUGUCAGAUUUAGCUCAGAAAAAAAUCUGGGGUAAAUUCUAUUCUAGCCACGCAGCAACUGCUCCAUAACCAUAUAUGUGACUAGUGGUUCCUGUAUUGGACUGUAUUGGACAAAUCAGUCAACCAAGAGAGAGGAGUCUACUUUGAUCAGAUGUGGCACCCAGUGAUGCUAAUGAUUAAAGACAAACAAUAUAUGUUGGGUAUGUGUGAGUGGGGUUACAUUGCAAUUAUAUCCAGGGCUGGUGUUGAUUUAAGAGUUCCCUCUUAAACUUGCAUCCAUGCUUCUCAAUUUCUGGCUUUCUCCAGCAUCACCUAUAAUUCUUUUUCUCUCUUUUCUGCCAUUGUUUUUAGCUAGAUAUAUUGUCCCAAGGUUUCGUCACACUCUUAAAGCUCUGUGACCAUCUUGCUGCAUAUGGGAAGUUUAUCCACCAGAUUAACUGCUGUAAUUAAAUCUUUCCUCCUCUUCUGGCAUGUACUAUCACUUCUUAUGAAAGCAGCAGCUGCAAAAAGCAAGAAUGGUUAAGAGGCGCCAUAUGAUGUUGUCUUAUAGGAAUACAGUAUUGUCUUUGUGUUACAACUUUUCCACCAGUGCUCAAGACUCUAGAAGGGAGUGAAAGAGAUGGUAACAAGGUACAGUGGGAGAGUCUAGUGAAUAUUUACUGUUCCCUCAAAAACUAUAUUUUUCUCUAGAGCAGGUCAAUCCAAUAGGAAUAUAAUGUGAAUUACAUA